Molecule: messenger RNA, 3991 nt
Organism: Soboliphyme baturini
Lineage: Eukaryota; Metazoa; Nematoda; Enoplea; Dioctophymatida; Soboliphymatidae
Source: the annotation of a GenBank genome assembly
AUUUAGAAACCUAGAGUUCUGUAAUGCCGUAAGCUGUUCUUUCUAGGUUGACGUUCAAGAACCUUUCGAUCCUCGAAAAGUUACGAUUCUAAACGCAGGGUUGAAACGAAACGUUAAGUCGAAGAAGGAGUCGCAGUUCGAUGUCAAUUUCAAGGAUGCUGGGAAAGCUGAAGUGGAAGUGGUCGUAUCUAAGGACAACAAAAAGAUUGAUGCUCAAGUGACCGACAAUAAAAACGGAAUUUGCACUGUCAAAUUUACACCGGAUUCUCCGGGCAUCUACACAGCCUCCGUCCGUUUUGGAGGUAAAGAAGUACCAAACUCGCCUUUCACUUUCAACGUAGAGCCACAUCUGGAUGUUAGCGGAGUCAAGAUCGAAAACCUUUAUCAAAAGAACUACAUCAAUUCCAUAUCUGAGUUCACAAUCGACGCGACAAGCGUGAAGCAGAAAGUAGGAACUGCUCCGGUCAAAGUGAUCAUCUUAUCGCCCUCGAAGCGACAGAUUCCGUGCAAUAUCAGUGACCAACGAGACAACAUGUAUACCGUGACAUUUAGUCCGACUGAGGAAGGUACGCAUGAACUGAACGUUCUCUACGACGGAGUUCCCGUAAGCCAGCGUCCAUUGACUUUCGAGUGCGUUAGCGGCUUCGACGAAACUCGAUGUUCAGCACAUGGACCCGGACUCGAAAGGGGAAUCGUGGGAAAGCCAUGCGAAUUCACGGUGGACACCAAGGGAGCCGGCGUAGGCCAGCUGAACCUGAUGAUCGAAGGACCGUCGAAGGCAAUAAUUAAUCAGGUGGACGACAAGCAAGACGGAUCCUGCGCUGUGCGAUACGAGGUAUCCGAACCUGGCGAAUAUAAAAUAUCGAUCUAUUUUGGUGACAGGCAUAUAUUAGGCAGUCCUUUCCAUUCGACCAUCGAACACAAGGUUGAUCCCAGCAAAGUAAUUGCGUUUGGUCCAGGGGUCGAACAGAGCCAUUGUCGUGCCGAAGUGCCGCUGGUGUUCCAAGUGGACGCAGGUCGCAGCGGAUACGCUCCACUGAGUGUUACAUUGGAUCCGGAAACACCGGUUCAUUCUACUCAUAAACAGCCGCCGGUCACAAUCAUAGAGAAGGGCAAAAAUCUGUACGAAGUUACGUACUACGCCCCGCCGGUGGGCACAACGUUCGACCUGCACGUGCUUCAUGGUGGAAAGGACAUCCAAAACAGCCCUUAUCGACUCAAAGUGUUGCCGAAGUUCGAACCUGGUAAAGUAAAAAUUAAAGGCAUGGACGUGGAAUCGUUGGGUGAGGUACCGGCGAGUCUACCUCUGACUUUGACUUUGGACAGUACGGCUGCGGGAGUUGCCGACAUCGAAGCCUCAAUCAUGGACCCAAACAACCAGUUGCGCCCGAUACAGGUGACCGAGUACGAAACCGGACUCACCGAUAUAACUUUCGUUCCGGACGAUAUUGGCUCGUACAUCGUGGACGUCAAGUUCGCGAACGAAGAGGUGCCCGGCUCACCGUUUAAACUGAAGAGCUACGCGGUUGGAGACGCGGAAAAAUGCUGGAUCGCCGAAGGUCGGGAAGAAAUUGUCCCCAUCAAUCACUCCCUUUGUACCCGCGUCAUAUGCGACGACGAUCAGAAUGCUGCCGUUACGUGUCGAAUAACUCCUCUCGACCCCGACCUUCGCAGACCUGACAUUAAUGUGAAGAAGUCAACAAACGACAAUGUUUACUCAAUAUACUAUACACUGCGCAGUCCAGGAGCGUACAAAGCCGCUAUUAAAUAUGGAGGAAAUCCAAUUAAGUAUGGCGAAUGGAUAAUCAGGGCUGUUUCGAGAGAAGAUUUUGAUGAACUGAAAAAACAGAACAAGUUGCUGGGAUCGUUCGAGGGUUUGCCAGAGCAGUUCUGGAACUUUGCCUUAAAUGCUGGAGCCGGCAAAGUAACGGCUGAGGUGAUACUUCCAAGUAAGAGCGUGGACGUUCCGACUGUCAUCGAGAAUGACGACGGCUCGAUUACGGUCCGCUAUCAACCGCAAGAGAGAGGCAUCCACGAGCUUCACAUCAAGCAAAAUGGUGCUCACGUUAAAGGUAGCCCUUUCACCUUUGAGGUAGAACAGAUUGGUGAAGGAUUCGUCACAGUUUACGGUGCUGGUCUCUGUGGUGGUACUGCUGGUCAGCCUGCCGCCUUCACGAUCUGUGCCAAGGAUCUUCGGGACAUCAAAGGCACGUUAAUGACGUUGGCCAGAUUCAGCGCCCGUUUCUUAGGUCGCAAUGACGGGGAGAAAAAGAAGAGGGCAAACAUUUCCGUCGGAUCGACCAACGAGGUUUCGCUGAAGGUGGCCCAGGAAGAUGUGAUAGGACUCAGCGCUACGAUCACAAGUCCGUCUGGCAUCGAAGAGCCAUGCACUAUCAGACGAGUGGACAAGAAUCUUCUUGGUAUAUCGUUUACUCCGCGCGAAGCCGGCGAGCAUUUGAUAACGGUGAAGAAGGGGGACACGUUGGUGCCCGGCUCCCCCUUCCGUAUUAUGGUCAAAGCAGCGGACGUAGGCGAUGCCUCGAAGGUCGCCGUCUCUGGAACUGGACUGAAGACUGCGCAUACGCAGCAACCAAACACCUUCUUCGUAGAUACCAGGAAAGCUGGCAGUCCGUUUACUGUUACCUGCGCUGGCGAAGGGCUAGGUAUGGUGACCAACAAGACCGAACAGAUGCAAGAUGCUCCACCGGUAAUACAGCCAGGAGAUGAAUGUCAGCUCUACUUCAAAAUACCUGAGGCUAAUCCUGCGGAUAUGUCCGCAAUGAUGAUGCAUCCGGACGGCUUAGUGGAAGACGUCGAACUGACCAGCGCAUCCGACGGCGUUUACAUCGUUCGAUUCACUCCUAGAAUUCCCGGCCUGCAUACAAUUUCCAUUCUUCAUAAAGGAAUACAUGUUUCAGGUAGCCCCUUUCAGUACACCGUCGGACCUCUGUCCGAAGGUGGAGCUCACAAAAUCCGUGCUGGUGGUACCGGCCUCGUGAAAGGCGAGGUGAAUAAAUCAUGCAUUUUCAACAUUUACUGCCGCGAGGCUGGCGUCGGCGUAUUGUCGGUGAUAAUGGAGGGACCGUCUAAAGCCGACCUGACCCUGAAACAGCUGAAAGACGGCAACUGUUUCGUUUCCUAUUUGGUGUCCAAACCAGGCGAAUACACAGUGGCGAUACUGUUCGAUGAGAUGCACAUACCAGACAGUCCUUUCAGAGUUUAUAUAUCGCCGGGACCUGGAGAAGGCCAAGCAUUGGAAGUUUCUUCGUUACCGUACUCGCCUGGUUUACCGACAGAUAAACCAAUCGCGCUGAACAUAUCAUCCCAUGGUGCCAAAGGCAAGCUUGAAGCAAAAGUUAUAAAUCCGAACGGAGUUGAAGAGGAAUGUCAAAUAAACCCCACCGAAGAAGGAGGCUCAUAUGUAAUCCGUUUCACGCCGAAAGAAUGCGGAAAUUAUUAUGUCCACCUGAAGAUCGACGGUGUGCCCGUAAAGGAUUCGCCAUUCCUCAUUCGUGUUGGUGAACCUAUCGGAAGUGAUCCAGCGGCCAUUGUGGUCAGUGGCUCUGGCUUAAGCACUGGUGAAACAGGUCAUAACUGCGAAUUUCUCGUCGACAAUAGCCAAGCUGGAGCUGGCAAUUUGCAAGUUCAGAUUGACGGCCCAAGCAAAGUAGCUCUGGGUGCGUACGAAGUGGACAAGGGCUACGUUAUACGUUACACGCCCAUGGCGCCAGGCGUCUACUUCCUCGCCAUAAAGUAUAACGGCAUUCACAUUCCUGGUUCUCCGUUUAAGGUGCUUAUUACCGGUAAAACUCUGGUUGGAACCGAAUACAGCGAAUCGUCGCGCAUCAACAUAGCAGCCGUUUCCAAAUCUCCCACCGUUUCAACAUCGGUCUACAACGGAGAUGCUUCCAAAGUGAAAUGUAGGGGAGCUGGCUUGAAGAGAGCGUACGUUGGGCGCAAGAACACUUUCUCCGUAGACUGCUCAAGCGCA